AUGUUUGGAGCAAUCGCCGUACCCUCACGGUGUCUCCGGUGUCUCCGAAACCCAAGCUUGCUAUUAAGGAUACCCUCUAGGCAAAACCGGCUUCAAUCAUCAGCUACCGGCCUAUCAAAUGCACUACUCAAUCGAGCUCGCUCAGUCGCCAAAGAACAUGACAGCCUCUCCCAACGUCUAUUAGAAAACUUCGACCCCAAGAUCGCAAAGCGUAUGGGCGAACUUGCACCUAUAACUAGAGCAUUGAAGGAGUGGGAAAUCGCCAAUGAAAGCAUCGCAGAACUGGAAUCAUUGCUUAAUGACCCGGAAACUGACUCGGAGUUAAGAUCUCUGGCAAUUGAAGAUCUCGACCAGACCAAGUCCAAACUCCCGGCGGCAUCUGAAGAAUUGAAGAAAUCUCUAAUCCCAAAACAUCCUUUCGCCCCACUCCCAUGUCUUUUGGAAAUUCGGCCUGGUGCGGGGGGUGACGAAGCUGGUUUAUUUGCUUAUGAGCUAUUGAAGAUGUAUAUUUCGUUUUGUUCGCGGCAUGGCCUACGGACGAUUAUUAUAAAGAAGGAUAUGGAGGAUGGCACGGCGGAUGACCGUCUCACUGAGGCUGUGAUGGAAGUUGAGACACCUGGUAGCUACGACAUCCUAAGGACUGAGAUUGGGGUUCACAGAGUUCAAAGAGUCCCAACAACAGAGACCAAAGGCCGCACACAUACCAGCGCCGUGAGUGUGAUGAUUCUUCCGAGUUUUCCUGAGACAGGAGGCGAGGAUGGGAGUUUCAAUUUCGAGGAUCCAAAUAGCGACUAUUAUGUUGAUCCCCAGGAAGUGCGGUCGGAAAAGAUGCGUGCUAGCGGUGCUGGGGGACAACAUGUCAAUAAAACAGAGUCCGCCAUCCGUUUGACCCAUAUUCCAACGGGGAUCGCUAUUUCCAUGCAGGAUUCAAGGUCUCAACAUGCCAAUCGCAAAAAAGCCUGGCAGGUUCUUCGGGCAAAGCUUGCUGAAAAGAGACGAGAGGCACGGGAGGAGGAAAUGGUGAAGCUUCGAAGAGGAGCUAUGGGCGGUGUUGCAAAGAUGGGCCGUGGCGAUAAAGUCCGGACCUAUAAUUUCAGUCAAAGCCGAUGCACUGAUCAUCGAAGUGGCUCUACGGUUCAUGAUCUGACGAGCGUUCUCGAUGGUGGCUUUGGGCUGGAGACUAUUAUGGAUAGUGUGCGAAAGUGGCUCGUGGACCGUGAAGUAGAGGUCAUGAUCACAGAAGAGCAGACGGGGAAAAAUUAA
This is a messenger RNA of Talaromyces proteolyticus, 1263 nucleotides long. Its product is annotated as putative mitochondrial translation release factor. The record is from RefSeq and is a predicted model, not a curated record. Bases 1 to 1263 code for a protein of 420 amino acids. Gene Ontology annotation, biological process: translational termination. Gene Ontology annotation, molecular function: translation release factor activity. The transcript is spliced from 3 exons. NCBI's taxonomy places the organism in Eukaryota, Fungi, Ascomycota, Eurotiomycetes, Eurotiales, Trichocomaceae.